This is a messenger RNA of Sclerotinia sclerotiorum 1980 UF-70, 2088 nucleotides long. RefSeq lists its product as hypothetical. Gene Ontology annotation, cellular component: Golgi to plasma membrane transport vesicle; cell tip. The coding region runs from base 1 to 2088 and encodes 695 amino acids. Gene Ontology annotation, biological process: exocytosis. Lineage: Eukaryota; Fungi; Ascomycota; Leotiomycetes; Helotiales; Sclerotiniaceae. The transcript has 2 exons. The record is from RefSeq and is a predicted model, not a curated record. Gene Ontology annotation, molecular function: guanyl-nucleotide exchange factor activity.
AUGGCUACAGUAUCGAACGCCCCUGGAUUACCUACACCCAGGUCUUUCGCGCCUUACAUGGAUCACGAGGAGAAUUUGAGCACUCUCCCAGACCCUCGGAGUAGAGUCUCGUCGCCUACAAACGAUCCGCCCGCUUCAAAUCAUGAACCGUACCAAGAACUGAGCAAUGCCCAUCUUAGCGAGGAGGUCACAGCACUGAGCAAGAAGCUCAUAAAUGCUAUCAAUCACCAGACAAGCCUCGACGACAGUUUAAGCGCCACGCGACAUGAGCUAGAGUCUUCAAGGGAACGAACGAAGCAGCUUGAGCGGGAGAAUCGGGAGCACAAAGCGCUAGUGUCGAGUGGAAUAUUGAUACGGAGUUCGGUGGCUGAGGCCGAGAAGGCCAAACUUCUUGCCAUCUUGGUAGAGGAGAAGAAUAAAAGGAGGGAGGUUGAGAAAGAUAAGAAGAGCAUCGAGCUAGAAUUGGAGAACCUCACUACAGCUCUAUUUGAGGAGGCAAACAAGAUGGUUAUUAUGGCUCGAGAGCAAGCACGGAAGGAGUAUGAUAUCGUGACUAAGAAGAAUGAUCAACUAAAGGCGCAGCUCCAGGAGGCACAGAAUUUAUUGAAAUCGCAACAAGAGCAAUUGGCAGAAUUGAAGCAAGUUAUGGAACACAUGACCGAGGAACAGGAGGACCAAACAAACCAAACAAGCGGCACGGCACCUUCGACUCCCGCAUUAUAUCAAUCCAAUCCGAACGACGAGAACACGAACAACUCGGACUCAAUACAGUCUUCGUCAAUUCCGGAGCUCGUAUCGCCUUCCUAUCCUACGAGUUUCGUGCACCUUGUUCAACCCGUCCUCCGAACUGACCUUGGAGCCUACGACGAUUUCAUCUCUUUAUUACGAAUGUCAAAGAAUAUUGUUGUUGGUAGCCGCGCUUCCAGUGGAUCAUACGGAGCCAUUGGUCUAGGAUUGGGAUUAGGAGCAUACACUGGGUCAACAUCCUCUAUCUCAACAUUGGGCACAUAUGCAUCCUCUCCCGCGACACCUACCACACCAGCUUCAAAUGUGAGCUCCGGGUCACGAGAUGGUCCCAAUUCUUUGACUCCAUUGAAGGAGACAAAGUUUUACAAACGAGCACUCGCUGAAGAUAUUGAGCCCACGCUUCGUCUCGACAACGCCCCAGGCCUCUCGUGGCUCGCCCGAAGGACAGUCUUAAAUGCAGUGUGUGAGGGGUCGCUGGUUGUCGAACCAAUGCCUUCAUCUAUAAGGCCAUAUGCAUUCCCGUGCUCUCUUUGUGGUGAAACACGAAAGGGGCCAGAACACAUCAGAAACCAUAGAUUUCGAACGAGCGAAAGCGACAACGCGCAAAGAUAUCCCUUAUGCCUAUACUGUCUAGGACGCGUCCGUUCCACCUGCGGGUUUAUGAGUUUCUUGCGCGUCCUCAAAGAAGGUCACUGGAGAGGUGAUGAUGAGGAUUCUGAUAAAGCCGCCUGGGAGGAGAGUGUCAGGUUGAGAGAACGAAUGUUCUGGUGCCGUAUAGGUGGCGGGGUUAUUCCCUGCGUACAGUCUUGGAAUCAGCAGUCAUCUCGGAAUCCUCGCUUAAGUGAUGAUGAAAGGAGGCGCAAGCUCAGUGGAGAAUCGGAAAGGUCUAUCGUGAUUAUACCUAGAGAUAUCACACCAACCAGUGAACUUUCACCCGUCAACAUAACCGGCUUCGGGAGAAGGUCGGGGGAUGGAGAGGUUCUUCCUAGCCCACUUCGAGAGGAAGUAGAGAUAUCUAAUAUUCCAAAUGUUGAUUCUGAGGAGGCGACGGCAAUCGCGCCAGUAUCCAUACUAGAGCCGAAACCGGAAGAGCAAGAGAAAGUCGAUGCUCCUGGGUCGGAAGCGGAAGAUCAAGAAAAAGGACAAGUUAGCAACGCGAAAGAUGUUCAUGAUGCAAAUGAAGUGGAACAUAUGGAACCAGAAAAAACAGGCCACACGGAAGAAUCUCACGAUGCAGCAGACGAUAUGGUACAAUCCAAGUCCUCGGUACAAAACGAGGAGUCUAUUGAAAGCAGCGAAAACCUUGAAAGGCUUCCAAUCACCAUACCCGGGGCUUUUUAA